AUGCCGCCGAAGAAAGGCACUAAAGCGAAAGCGACGCCUGCGAAAGCCGCAGCCGCCGCGCCAGAGAUGCCGGCCACUGUGACAAACAGCAGAGGCAAGGAGUUCGAAACGACAGCAGCAGCUGGACGCUCACGUCGCGCGACUGCCGCCGUGCCGAAUACAUCGGCGCCGCGUGCGAAGAAGGCUGCUACUACCUCGAAGAAGACGGCACCAGCUGCGCCGACGACGACAGCGACCGGCAAGAAGCGCGGCAGGCCGGCGAAGGCGCCGGUCGAAGAGGAAGAAGAGGAAGAGGAAGACGCGCCGGAACCGCCGAAGAAGCGUGGACGCCCAUCGAAGGCGCCAGUUGAAGAAGUUGAAGACGUUGCGCCGACGCCACCAAAGAAGCGCGGUCGCCCAGCUAAGAAUGCGCCUGCUGUCGCGGUCGCUGAGAAGGCCCCACCGAAGAAGCGUGGCAGGCCGCCGAAGGGAGGAGAGACUACCAAGAUCGCGGCAGACGACGAUGCGGCUGCUGAGCAGCUUGAAGAGGAGCUCGUCGACGAGGCUGAGGGUGCUGAGGACGGCACAAGUAAGCAGAUAUCAUCUCCUAAGAAGCGCGGACCGGGCAGGCCUCCCAAAGCCAAGGGUAAAGACAAGGCCAAGAAGACUGUCGCCGCGGCUGCUGCUUCCAAUGAAGACGCUGCUGAGGAGGUGGUCGAAGAGGAUGAGGAAGAGCAGGACGUCUCCACCGACAGGAACUAUUGGCUGAUGAAGGCGGAGCAGGAGGAUAGGCUCGAGACCUUGGGGGAUGGGAGCGAGUACAACGCGAAGUUCACGAUCGACGAUCUUCGCGAGAAGGGCGGUCCUGAGCCGUGGGAUGGCGUGCGCAACGCAACGGCUUGCAAGAACAUGAAGGAGAUGAAGCUGGGCGACCUUGCGUUCUUCUACGCUAGCGGCGGGAAGAAGGGCAGGCUGCCAGGCAUCGUCGGAAUCAUGGAGAUCGUCAAGGAGGCGGAGGCUGAUCCGGGCGCGUUCGAUGAGAACAACGCCUACUAUGUCAAGAAUGCGAAGACGCGUGGCACGGAGGCUAAUCCGCGCUGGUUCAUGGUGCAUGUGGAGUUCCGCAAGAAGCUCACGAAGCCAGUGACCCUCAAGGAGCUCCAGAAGUACACCAUGGAGGGAGGCAAGCUGGCGAAUAUGCAGGAGAUGAAGGCGGCUCGACUGAGUGUAUCGAAAGUGACGCGAGAGGAGUGGGAGUUCAUCACCGAUAAGCUUAUCGAGGGCUAUGAAGACCAGGACGAGGAAGGGUUCGCUGCGGUGGCGAAUGGCACCACGGGCGUGAAGGCCGAUGAGGAUGUCGACAUGGCUGAUGCCGCUGCCGGCGAAGAGGCUGGCGCGCUUCCAACUAGCACCACCAACGUGCCCGAUAUCCAGGAGACCACCGAAGACGCCGAGAUACCAACCACGGACUCUCUCACUCUUGCUCCAGACACCACCGCCACCUCCUCCCGCCCAAGCUCUCGUGUCGGCUCCAAGAAAUCAGCUUCUCGCGCAGUCUCACGCGCAGCUUCGGCGAAGCCAGCCUCUCGCGCCGGCAGUCUUGCUCCACCAGGCCCUGCUGCUCGUGGUCGCAGCCGUACGCCGUCGACUCAAGUCGCUGAGGAGGGAGGACAGGGACUGGGUGCUAUUGAUGAGUGA
Molecule: messenger RNA, 1677 nt
Organism: Saxophila tyrrhenica
Lineage: Eukaryota; Fungi; Ascomycota; Dothideomycetes; Mycosphaerellales; Extremaceae
Exons: 4
Coding region: 1-1677 (558 amino acids)
Cellular component (GO): nucleus
Molecular function (GO): DNA binding
Source: RefSeq, a predicted model, not a curated record